Messenger RNA from Pichia kudriavzevii, 894 nucleotides. RefSeq lists its product as uncharacterized. The transcript has a single exon. The record is from RefSeq and is a predicted model, not a curated record. The coding region runs from base 1 to 894 and encodes 297 amino acids. NCBI's taxonomy places the organism in Eukaryota, Fungi, Ascomycota, Pichiomycetes, Pichiales, Pichiaceae. Gene Ontology annotation, molecular function: RNA polymerase II general transcription initiation factor activity; DNA binding. Gene Ontology annotation, biological process: DNA-templated transcription initiation.
AUGGACUCUCUUAAGUUGCCCACCACGGCUGCUAGAGCCAACGCUUUUAUGGGACAGGGGUCUCUCUCCUUUCCAACGUCCCAGGGGCAAGGGCAAGGGCAAGGUCACAGCCAGGAGCAGGCACAGACACAGGUUGAGGCAAAAUUUCCCGUCGACGAUGUCCAUUCCGUCGAUGCUAUGGUAAAUAAUGAUGGUAGUUUAGUCAACAACGUAAAAAUAGAAAAUCCUUCCGCUUCCACUAUAUCCAAGUUUGAAUCUUCUGCGGACUUGCAGCUGAAUGCCGAUGGCACAAUCUCUAAAAACGUUGCCAAUGAUACCUCUAAUGCUAUUUCAACUGAAGAUGGAUCAGCAUCGGGGAUUGUUCCCACGUUACAAAACAUUGUUGCAACGGUGAAUCUGGAUUGUAGGUUGGAAUUGAAGACAAUUGCCUUACACGCAAGAAAUGCCGAAUAUAAUCCAAAGCGGUUUGCGGCUGUUAUUAUGAGAAUCAGAGAGCCGAAAACAACCGCAUUGAUUUUUGCUUCCGGUAAGAUGGUUGUUACAGGUGCCAAGUCCGAAGAUGAUUCCAAAUUAGCUGCUAGAAAGUAUGCCAGAAUUAUUCAAAAAUUGGGCUUUAAUGCCAAAUUCACUGACUUCAAGAUUCAAAAUAUUGUUGGUUCAUGUGAUGUUAAAUUUCCUAUUCGAUUAGAAGGUUUAGCAUAUGCGCAUGGUACUUUCUCGUCAUAUGAACCGGAAUUAUUUCCAGGUUUGAUUUAUAGAAUGGUUAAGCCGAAAAUCGUCCUUUUGAUUUUCGUGUCAGGUAAGAUUGUUCUUACUGGUGCCAAGCAAAGAGAAGAAAUUUACAAAGCAUUUGAAGCAAUCUAUCCUGUUUUGAGUGAAUUCAGAAAGAAUUGA